CCCAGUAAUCGCAACGCAAUGAUCGGACGUCUCGCCAAAUUUGAACACUACAUAAAGCGGAACUAUCUGCUGAACAUGUUGAAAUGACACUCGGCAGAAAAUAACGCCGUGGAUUUGGACUGGCGCUCUCAGCAGUCAUGCCCACUCUACUAGUCACCAUUGUGUCAUAACUAUAGGCAUAUUAUAAUUAUAUUAAAUCCACCCAGAAGCAAUAGGCAACGUCCUAUCCCUGCAAUGCACCAGAUUGUGUGGAAAGGCGGGAUUCUCUCUGGAAGUAGCCUAGCAACCACCAACAAUUAACUGCAGUCGGCUUAGCAACGGACUGUCAGCCACCGUGCCCGGUGUGGCCUUAAGCUCAACGGAUGAGCGCCCCUGAAAAGGCAUCGUCAAUCCGGGGGAGAAAACCACUCGCAAUCGGAUUGUGUCCGUAGUUGCUUUGGUAAACAUUUGGGUGAAAGCUUCCCUCUGAAAGCUAGGUUGAGGGCUUUUGUGUUUUCCCCACACAGGUGUGUAGAGGUGACGCAUUCGCGAGUAUAGGCAAACUCUGCGGCGAGGCCAUUCUGCACUUGUAAGGGGGUCUUAGUAAAUAGACGAAGCUAUGGCAUCAGACGACGCAGAAUCAGUGAAAACACCGGGGAUGCUGCUGAACGAAGACAAUGCCGCGGGGAACAACAGGAUGACCGAGCCAUCUGCCACUAGACAGAGGGGUUCUCCUGAUAGUAUUCUCCAAAAGGAAUCUGUCCAGUUAGUUCCCCAGUCAACCGCUAUCCAGAAAACACCUGCCGUAUGUACAGCCACGGCCAAGUGGAAAUCCAAAUUGUCCAGCGCACAAGCUGGCGAUAUGCCUUCAUCGAGGGCGGGUACCCCGGGCCCAAUGGGAGAGGGAGGUGACAACACACACCCUCUGUCUCCCAGCACACUCGACAUGAAGGGAGACAUCACUAAGAAUGAGGGAUCCCCGUUGGUUGAGCCCUCCUCUCCCGGCCAUCAUGCCAACGGAUCUGCCGCUCAUCAUCACCUCGGGGAAGCGAACAAGAUGAUACGACCCUCCAUAUCCAUCACCGAGGCACCCCAGGUCGGGAGGCCGGGGAGUCGCAUCUCAGGCCGGGCCUCUGCCUCUUCGCUGUCCAUGCUGGCCACGGAGUCCGGUAAGCUUCUCCAGGCCAUACCACUAGCCACGGGAGGACCGUCCUGUCAGCAGCACGACAAUCAGCUCGCCACACUGAGGAUCAACAAUCAUUCCCUGCUGGCAGCGAUCCCGUACAUGCCUGUCGGAUUGGCCUACAUGUGUCUGCUUCUCAACAUCUUCGUACCUGGUCUAGGCACUCUGAUAGCCGGCUUCAGUCUGUUCUGCUGCAAGGCUGAACCUCAGCAGCACACCAAGAAAGAUGAAAUCAUCAACUCCUUCUGCACCAACGCGUGUGUGGCUGUCUCACAACUCUUCACAAUCCCUUUCCUGCUCGUUGGUUGGAUAUGGAGUGUCACCUGGGGCAUCUUUAUGGUAACAUUUGCGAUUGAGUACAGAAACUACAAGAGAAACGAAAAGAAGAUAUCCACAGCGAAGGCCGUCACCAAGGCGUUUAUGGGGCGAUGAGGCAGGAUGCAACACAAGAAGCUUUGUUUAUCGACUGUUGGACAUUUUGAUGAAUUAAAAGGCCGCAGUCUCAUUUGCAAUCUGUAAUUAGUUCUCUGUGGAAACAAAAACAAAUUGUCAACAAGCGCUCUAUGUAGGCCCCAAGCGAUGGAUAUUCAAAGUACAGUAGAUUUAUAAGCAAGACAAUUACUAAACAAUCCGUUAUUUGCAAUCGUGCGUAUGCAAACGACUGAAAUUAAAUGCAAUAGAACAUUUCCUUAGAGUCAAAUGUUUCUAGUGAAUUUAAUGCCGUUCGUCCUUACUAUUGUUCAGUUAGGCCUACACAUUAGCAUGUGGAACAUGGCGC
Messenger RNA from Patiria miniata (bat star), 1940 nucleotides. RefSeq lists its product as uncharacterized. Lineage: Eukaryota; Metazoa; Echinodermata; Asteroidea; Valvatida; Asterinidae. The transcript is spliced from 3 exons. The record is from RefSeq and is a predicted model, not a curated record. Bases 599 to 1594 code for a protein of 331 amino acids.